Molecule: messenger RNA, 1527 nt
Organism: Lachancea meyersii CBS 8951
Lineage: Eukaryota; Fungi; Ascomycota; Saccharomycetes; Saccharomycetales; Saccharomycetaceae
Source: the annotation of a GenBank genome assembly
AUGGCUGAAACAGUUGUGGAAAAGCUCAAGAGCACAUUGACCUCCGGGGCCGAAGAAGUGGCGGAUAUCAAGGAUCAUUCUGGGAAUGUAAUCGUCGUUUCGAACAGACUUCCUGUGACCAUCAAGAAGAAUAACACUACAGGCGAAUAUGAAUACUCGAUGUCUUCCGGUGGUCUUGUAACGGCCCUGCAGGGCUUGAAAAAAGCGACAACCUUCCAGUGGUAUGGGUGGCCCGGUCUCGAGAUUCCAGACGAGGAGAAGGAAACGGUAAAAAAGGAUCUGCUGGAAAAGUUCAACGCGAUCCCGAUUUUUUUGACGGACGAGAUCGCAGAACUGCACUACAACGGGUUCAGUAAUUCGAUUCUGUGGCCGCUGUUCCAUUACCAUCCCGGUGAAAUCAAUUUCGAUGAAAACGCUUGGCUGGCAUACAACGAGGCCAACAUGGCUUUUGCCCGGGAAAUCGAGAAAAACGUGGCGGAUGACGACAUCGUUUGGGUCCACGACUACCAUCUGAUGCUUCUGCCCGAGUUGCUGAGGUCCGGCAUGAAGGGCAAGAAUCUUAAAAACGUGAAACUUGGGUGGUUCUUACACACACCCUUCCCAUCCUCUGAAAUUUACAGGAUUUUGCCUGUUAGACAAGAAAUUCUGAGAGGCGUGCUGAGCUGCGACCUCGUGGGUUUCCACACUUACGAUUACGCUCGACACUUUCUCAGCUCCGUGCAAAGAGUGCUGGACGUGAAUACUUUGCCCAACGGCGUGGAAUACGAGGGCAGAUUCGUCAACGUGGGUGCGUUCCCUAUCGGCAUUGAUGUAGACACCUUCACCGACGGUCUUAAAGAAGAAAGUGUGAUAGACAGAAUCCGAAAGCUCAAAGAGACCUUCAAAGACGUGAAGAUCAUCGUUGGGGUCGACAGACUGGAUUACAUUAAAGGUGUCCCCCAAAAGCUGCACGCAAUGGAGGUGUUCUUGAACGAGCAUCCUGAGUGGAUUGGGAAAGUUGUGCUUGUGCAAGUUGCGGUGCCUAGCCGUGGGGACGUGGAAGAGUACCAGUAUCUGAGAUCUGUGGUCAACGAGCUGGUCGGCAGAAUAAACGGCCAAUUCGGCACGGUUGAAUUUGUCCCAAUUCAUUUCAUGCACAGAAGCAUUCCCUUCGAGGAAUUGAUUUCGCUGUAUGCAGUAAGCGACGUGUGUCUCGUCUCGUCGACACGCGACGGUAUGAAUUUGGUAUGUUACGAGUACAUUGCGUGCCAGCAAGAAAAGAAGGGUUCUCUGAUCUUGAGUGAGUUUACAGGCGCAGCACAAUCUUUGAAUGGCGCUUUUAUUGUCAAUCCUUGGAAUACAGACGAACUUGCGGAGUCUAUUCAAGAGUCUUUGACGCUUCCAGAUGAAAAGAAGGAUGCUAAUUGGGAAAAGCUCUACAAAUACAUCUCCAAAUACACUUCCGCGUUUUGGGGUGAGAAUUUUGUCAACGAACUUUACAGGAUAAAGCCUACUGGUAAUGACAACACUACAGGGCAUCAGCAAUAG